Molecule: messenger RNA, 10200 nt
Organism: Homarus americanus (American lobster)
Lineage: Eukaryota; Metazoa; Arthropoda; Malacostraca; Decapoda; Nephropidae
Product: titin-like
Exons: 4
Coding region: 122-3286 (1054 amino acids)
Source: RefSeq, a predicted model, not a curated record
GCCCCUCGCCCGUAAACAAACCACAGUAAGCUAGGAGACGUCUGACAAGUGUAGCUUCUGUGGAACGAGGCUAGUGGUGGUGGUUUGUACGUAAAACUUGCGUGACACUCCACAUAACAUAAUGAAGAUUUGCGGAAGAAUAGUUCCUUUACUCUUAAUAACAGUGUUGUUAUUGUACCUGACCACUGAAACUGAAGGUAGAGGACGUGGUGGAGGAGGAGGAGGACGUGGUGGAGGAGGAGGACGAGGAAGCUCGCGAGGAAGCUCGCGAGGAAGCUCGAGAGGAAGCUCUGUAGGAAGCUCAAGGGGAUGGGGAGGUGGCAGCUCCUUGGCUAAGUUUGGCUCCCCAAAUCGGUGGUCAUAUGUCGGAGGACGUAGAUUCUACUAUGUAGGAUAUUAUCAUGGAUAUGGUUACCACCGUUACGGCACCUCAGGACAUUAUAACCCCAAUGAGACUGGUGGUGGCCUAACUGCAGCCGGGUUGCUUGUGUUACUUCUAGCCUUAAUUGGCUUAGGAGUGGGAAUUUACUAUGCCUACAUAUGUCUUCGAGCUCGCCCACUCCGAUCCAAACCCCCAACUGAUUCUGAACAUGGCCCCUUAAUUACCCCUGAUCCUGAUGUAAAUGGUAACCUUGAGGAUGCUCCUUUGGAAGCUUCUGCUCCAGUAGAUGAAGAAAGUGAUACUAAAAAAAUAUCUCUAGAUGAACCUGAUAUAGGCAAUGGUCAUAUAAAGUCUCCAGCCUCUGAUAUCCCAGACAGUACUGAUAAAUCCACUGGAACUCCUAAGGUGAAGGAUGAUGUUCUUGUUCCAAUUGAGGAUAAAGUUCCACCAGCCAAAAUUAUGCAUGAGAAAGAAACUGCCCCAGUCUUGAAUCAUGUUGCUCCUCUAGGUUUUAUUGCCCCGGCUGCUGUCGUUCUCCAGGAGAUUCCUCCCGAUAAUCGUCCACCACAAAAUGUCAGGCCCAUUGUGCAGGGUAAUCCAGAGGGUGAAGGCCAUCCUCCAGUACCUGUGUACAUUCCAGUUCCACUUGUUAAAAAACCUGUAACCCUCAGUGAUGAAGAAGAUGGCUUAUUGAUGCAGGAAUGUGUUCCCCAUGAUGACAGCCUUGAUCCUGAACACUGUCCUAAACUCACAAGCCUUGAUCCAGAACACUGCCCUAAGCUAUCAUCAUCCCUCCCUCAAAAAGAAUCUUCAGUUUCAUCCUUAAAUGAGGAACCCAUUGCCAACACUCCUCCCUUUAAAGGUAGUCAGUCUCAAAAUGACCCUGUAUCUGUUCCACCCCUCAUGGCAGUUACUCCGCCCACACCUGAACCUGUACUGCCAAUAAUCCAACCUGAAAAUCCACAGCCUACUACUAUGUUGGAUUCCACACCGCCAGCCACUGCACCUCAACCAACUGAGCCAAAGGUUACUGUUGCCCCUCAACCAACUGAGCCAAAGAUUACUGUUGCCCCUCAUCCUGCAACUGAUUAUGGCUGGAAGGAAAAUGUUAUACCCGUGAGUAAGGCUGCUGAAUCAGUGCCUCAAGAAUUGCCAAUUGAUGAACCUUCUCCUCAGCUCAUGAAGGAAGAUGUUGAACAGCUUCAGCCUGUUCAAGAUACAAAAAAAUCAGAGCCUGUUAAUGAGUUGAUAUCUGAUGAGCCAAUGGAAACUGUCAGUGAUGAAAGUAUCUCGCAACCAGAAUCAGAUUUUAAUCCUCUUCCACAAGACAGUUUGACAGAAGAGUCCCCUAUUGAGGCAAAAGCUUCUGAAAAUAUACCUGAGCCAGUAACAGAGGAUGACAAAGUUCCUGAAACUGAAGUAGUAGAAUCUUCCGAAAUAUGUGAAGAGGUCCCUGAAAAGGUACCUCAAGAGGAAGUUGUAUACCCCCCAGUAGUGUAUUUGGAAACCAGCAAACCUCUCGAAAAUUCCAGGGCUCAAUCUGAGUCCAGUGUAUCAUCUGAAGAAGCUGUACCUCCUUACACAGAAUCCAGUAAAAGUGAUUUACCUGAGGAGGUUAUCCCAGUAGCACCCACACCUUCCUGUGUAGAUGAUGCUGAAAGUCAACCACAUGUUAUUGACAUUAGUGAACCAGUUAUGGUUGUAGAUGCUCCCAUAGAGGUUCCAGUUGAUACUGCUCCAGAGGAUAAUAAUGUUCCUGUUGAGUCUGCAUUGAAUACCCCCUCAGAAGUUCAGUUUGAUAGUGAUGUACAUGCAUCUGAGGUUCCUCAUGAAUCUUUAGCAGAUAGUCCUCUUGAGGCUUCAUCACAUAUUCCUCUGAAGGCUUCAUCAGAUAUUCCUUUGGAGGCUUCACAUGAUAUUCCUCUAGAUGUUUCUGAUAUUCCUCUAGAUGUUUCUGAUAUUCCUCUAGAUGUUUCUGAUAUUCCUUUGGAAGCAUAUAUUCCUGAUUCUGAUGAGGAGUAUGAUUUGGAUGCAGUUGAUGGAGACGGCAGUCCUUUGCCAGUUAUUAAAGAAGAGGGCAGUGUAGAUACUGAAACAGAAAGUACUGGGACGGACAGCAGUGAGCCAGAAGUUACUGAAUACUCGUUUGCUUCAGGCCCUUCUGCCCCAUCUACCUCAGUUGUUCUUGCAGAUGAAGUUAGUUGUACUAUGGAGCCUGAGGUAACAAAAUACUCAGUUAUUUCUGAAGUAGAUUCACCUGUUGAUUCAGACCAUCAGGAAUUGGAGAGCUCUGAUGACGAAGAUGCUCAGAAAGAGGUUGAAUCGUCUUUAUUACCAGAAACGACUGAAACAGAUGAUAGUGUAAAUGAAGACAAUGAGAUAAAGUCACUAAAUCCUGACUCCUCAGAAAAUGAACCCGAUUCAUCCUCAAAGCAUCCUUCACCACCUGUAAAAGACACGACAUCAGCUUCUACCUUACCAGCCGCAGUCACGACAUCUGACGACUUGUGUUCUCAGACACCUGACUCGACCAACAUUUCAAAGCAAGAGUCGAAUUCAGGGGAUUCAGAGACAGAAUCUGAAGGAGCAGAAGCUGAGGCAGAGUUAAGGGAGGAGGAAGUCCAUGUACCAACUGCUGUCCACCAAGAGCUUGCACCUGUUGUAUCCUCAGAUGUUCCAACUUCAACACUGGUGAAUGAUGCAGAUGGCUGUGAACCUAAUCCUAAUAAUUCUCACAUUGCAGAAGUGCCUAUUAACCUCCUUCAAGAUACUCCAGAUUCUACAGAGGAUGACUUAUCAUCUUGUUCCUCCACAUCUGAUCUCUCUCAUGAUGAUGAUGAUAUAACAACAUCAACUCCCAAGAAAUCUAAAAUUCCCAGAUUAGUUAAACAGAGUGAAUCUUGAGUCUGUAUUGUCACUUAUACAAUGCUGUGGUAAAAAAAGAAACUCUGGUGUUUUUAAUGUGAUAGAAAUGUUUGAAAUCAUGAUAAAAUUGGAAGAACUGUAUAAGUUUUUAAUUUUGGCUUUGGCUUCAUACCAUGCUUUUCAAUACUGAUAGGUAAGGAUCUUAUUGUUAAUUGAAUAUUGUUGCCAGAAAUUUCAGGUGACAGUUAUAAGCUUGGUGGACUGAUUAAGGUAGGCAUUAGCCAGUAGUUAUAACUGUGAGUACAGUAUUUUUUUAUCUAAACUGAUAAUAAUUUUUUAUUGUCAAUUUGUUAGGAAUUUCCUGAUGAUCCAUUGAAUAAUUGACUAUGUAUACUAAAUUAGCUGUUAUACAGCACUGUUUUUAAUUUAGACUAAGGUUUAUUAAUGUAUUUAUUUGAACAAAAAAUUUAAAUUUAUAUUAAUUUUAUGAUAAAUAUCUCAUAUUUUAGUCGUCUAGCAGUGUUUUAAGUUUGCCAAAAAUGAAGUCUUGAAUUAAAUUGCAGGUCAAUUACAGGCACUGUAUUUUUAGUUCAGUUAUUGGACAGUGAAAAUUGCCUUCAUGUUAGUCAUAUACGUGUGGUAAUUGCAACAUAAAAUCUCACAAAACCAUCACGUUAUAGUGCUGGAAAUGUUGUGUAAUAGUGUACUGCACUGUACUCAAGAAAUAGAAAUAUAUAUAUAAAGGCCAUAAAUGAAAAAUUUUAUAAGAAUGGUAAUGUUAGUUAAAUGUAAUUAAUACAUCUGAAAAGGUUGUAGAUCCACUAUAUAAAUGCGCCUAUGCAUUAUAAGUCUUGUCUGUGUUAUAUAAUAAGUAGUGGUCACAUGUAGGAGGUAUGUGAAUAUUUCCAUAGAUUGUGUGUUUCAAGUUUUUUUUUUUUCCAGUUUAGAACAAAUUCCUGAUGAUUUCUGUUUAUACAUUAUAUAUCAAACUCAUCAUUCCCUUAUUUACAUACGCUGAUAUUGAGGAGCUUUUUGGGGUUUCGGUUUACAUCUGGAGUAAAACUGUAAGUAGUACAUGUAAUGUAGAAAUUGUAUUCCACACCAUUUAUCAGGCCCCUUUUGAACAACAUUUAUGGAGAUAUACCAGGUAUUUUGUUUUACUUAUGACUGUUUUUGUCAACUGUUUCUGUUCCAAGUGCAAGUGUAAUGAAUUUUUUUUACCCAAUUUAACGAGGAGAAUACAGUAGUACAGGAAUUGUAUUGAUAUAUGAUAUGCAGUUGCUUGUGUGCUUUCACUCUCAGGGCUUCUUUGUUAAUAAUUGCGCUACUGUAGUUUUUAAACACUACAGUUUUCAAGUACUGUAGUAAGUCAGAACAAAGGUCAUGGCAUCUUAGUGUGGCCAAGGAAAAGGAAACAUUUUUAGUAUAUGUAUAGUAUUUCUGAUAAGCAAGAGAGGUAAUUUAAACCCACAUUAUAUUACAAGUCACUCCCCUUAUUGCUGUCUAUAGUUCCUAUCCAAAAAUGUGUGAAAGUUUUAAAUGAGUUCUACUUUUGAUAUAAAGUACAGUAGUACUGUAAUAUGUAAUUUGUGUACUGUUUCAAUACCGUAAUAGGUAGUCAAUAUUAAUGGCUUUGUGAUAUUCUAUGUUACACUAGACCAGAGGUCCUCACUCACAUACCUUUCCAACCCUUUUGUGAGUAAGAAUUUCACCAAAUAUAUAAAACUUUUAUCUAGAUAAUGAAAGCAUACUUAUUACAGGUGUCUGCAAUUUACUCUACUGACAAAGAAGUAGCAGAGGAUGUCACUCAGUGGGAAGUUGGAUUGCUUUCAAAUUUACCACUUGGUUUAAUCUUGGAGCACUACUCAUUAGUGCAUGAAGGGAUCAAGCUGACAUAUCCAGUUUGAUAUGCUAUAUCGUCAAAAAUUUGCAGAAGGAUUUACUAUGUACAAAACAUUAUUAUUUUGUAGCAAAAUAUUUAAAUAAGGUGCAAAGUGUGAAUGUUUCUUAAAACAGUAGACAUUUUCUAUUAUCACUUUAUAUGAAUCCCAACUUGAAUAUCAAGUUGGUAAUUAGCAUUCAUUUUGAAAAUGUUAACAAGGUGAUACUGUAUCUACAAUCAUUAAUAUCAAAUAACGUAAUGGACAUUGGUUAUUGAGUGCUGUAAUUUUUUAGUGUCAAGACAACACUUUGUAUAUUAAAUACUGUGUGGUGCUUGUCACGAGUGAAGUAAUGUCUCGAUUGUUGCUUGGUAUGUAAUAUUGUGAUGAUGAUAAUUUUUUUUAAUAAGUUAAUUUUUUUGUCGUCUAUUAAAAAAUGUGUAUCUAAAACAUUUCAUAGUCCUUGAAGAUGUUGGCUGAAAUACAGCUGUGAUGUUCUUUCUCUCAAUCUGCCAUUCCCAAGGGAGACAACAGCAAGAUCAUGAUCUAUUGAAACCUAGCCUUAAAAUUAGUAAGUACCUUGUACAGGAUUGUUAGGCUAGGUUGUAUUUGUUCGUGCUGUCCGUUGUCAUGAAUGUUUUAGUGCAAUAGCCUCCCUAAAAUUGUUGAGACCCAGAAUAAUUACACUAUAACUAUUUAUGGUAUGGACUGAAUUGAGCACUGGGUUUCAUGUGGAGGACUUGAGGACACUUUUGAUUCUUGCACAUUUGUUUUGCAGUGACUGACACCAAAUUAAGAAUUAUAAGUUUUUAGUUUGUGAUGAUAUUAUUGUGAAGAAUGAAUGGAGGUUCAUAUUAGAUAUGGAGAAUACUGUAAUGAGAAAAUUCCACACUACACUUAUAAUGUACUUAUGCUCUGCUUAUUUUCACAUAUGCUUUUCUUUUUGUAAGCUUUUUUACUGUCAUAAUAGAAGAUGCCUGGUAUGCUGUUUUGUUUUUUAGAUUAACUUUCAAAACACCUUAUGUGUCACUAUGUGGUCAGAUCAAUUUGAAACACAUCGUACGGUAGUGUAGUAAAAUAGUCAAGCAUAGGUGUUUAUUUUAUAGACAUGAUACGGACUUGACGUGGAUUUGCAUAAUAUUUGGAAUUGCCGAAUUUAAACAAAAUACCAUUUUCUGUGUGAUUUCAAGCAUCCUCAGACAUAAUUAGUUCCUGGCAUGUUGUCAAUGCCUGUUCAAGUUUUGUGUUCAUCUCGGUAACCGUAUGAGCAUUUGCACCCGUAGUACAGGCAGUGCUCUCUUUAUUUUAAGUGUAUGAUCAAGAAACUGUUUCAUACAUCUCGUGAUACGAAUAAUUUGUAGAGAUUAAAAGAGAUCAUUGUUUUUAAAGGUGCAGUAUUUCUUUUUCUGACUAAAAGCCCUGAUUGUUGACUCAAAAAUAUACAGUAGUUCCUUUUGUAUUGCUUUCUCUAUAUUUUUGGAAAUGGUGCCAGAAAUGUAAUGAUCUGGCUCCUAAUGCCACAAGUUCUUUAUAUUAUAUGUUUAGUAUAGGUACCCCAUAAUAGUGAAUGGAUUAGUACAUGCUUUUUGUCAUACAGUACCAUGGUAUUGGGUUCAUAUCUUAUUUAUUUUUACCAGAUUUUUAUUGUUUAUUGUUAAUAAAGUUACAAUACUGUACAUGUGCAGUACUGUAAAGAUAUUAUCUGCUCUGGUUGUACUGUAUCUUGCAUCAGCUUCUGGAUUUUUAAUUUGUAUCAUUUAUAUUAAACCACUGUAUUGUACUGAUAGUGUUAUUGAAGUACUGUACUGUAUGUGAUGGUGUUUUUUUUAUUUAUUUUUAUUGUUAUGGCACCAAACCAUCUCUAUUACUCUGUGAAUUACGUACAAUAUAAUUUUUUACAAAAUGCAGUAUAGUACAUGUUGAUUGUGUAGAAAUAUUUCUUGUAAAAUUUUGUUACAUAGGACAGUGCACAAGGUCUAGUAAACAAAUAAUUACUAAAAUUUAAUCACACAUACACUCACAUCUAUAUAUUUGAAACGCCAUUAAAGUAACUCACUCAAAGUUAAGAAAACACAAUCUUAUCUUUAUAUUAAAAUUUAUAAAUCAGCUCACAGUCAGUAAAAAAAAUAAAUCGAGAGCUAAUGCAAAUGCAUGAUUAUGAUGUAAAUUUCACGCACAGAUACCAGAGGUGUGGAGUAGUGAAGUAACUAGACUUAAACAUCUCUCUCUCUAGCUGAGUCAAGUGACAUAUUUCCAGGGUUUUUGGUUCCUGCCAGACAUGCUCUGUAUUCUUUGCUUAGUACAGUAUUAAUUUUAUUUUGCCUUCAAACAAACAUAAAGCGAUAGUACUGAGUGGAACAGUGUUCCGUGAUUUAUGAAGCUGCACAGAUAUUUUCUGGAUUUUGUGGAUAUUUUUACCUUAGUUGUAAAUAGGAAAGCAAUGAGUGAUGCAGAGAACCCAAGAUACAGAACAGUGGAGAUAGUACAGUACUCCACCAAAAAAGAAGACAAAAGUAUGGUGUGGUAUCAACACUGAGUGGAUGGCAAACUCAGUCUUAGAUAAACUGGUUAAAAUGCUGAAGAUGAUAAGUGGGUUGAAAAGGUCAAAUGGAGCUUCUAUUGCUGAGAGGGCUGGCCCUCCUUGACCAUACUCUGAACAAUUAUCUAAGUUGAAGAAACAGACAGUGAGCUAUUUGGUUCCAUUGUUGCUAAUGAAGUUUGUUUGUCAUAUGUGUACUUCAUUCUCUAAUGAAUUGUUUAUAUAUUAUCGAUGUUAUGUUUGUGAGCUUACCUUUUCUACUUGAGUAUACAGUAUUUGAACUAUUUUACUCUUACUGAAGUAUAUUUCUUGAGUGAUACUUUACUUCAAUUUAAGUACAUUAAUUGAUUGUCAAAUUAUUUGUAGUUUAACAUGAGUAACAAAUUUCAGUACUUUGCACGCCUCUGACAGAUAUACACACUAAGGAAAGCUGUGGUCAAGUUUUCCUCUGGACAAGAUACUAGGUUCCUGAGUCUGACAUAUUUAUUACAAAUCAGGUUUGCUUUCAAGUUAGUGAUGCACAGAAUUAAUUUGCUGUUGAAGAGUUCAUAAUGGUACAGUAUGUAGAAUCACCUCUAUUUUUUCCCUGUGUAAGUUGGCUUAUGUUAGGUGUCUGGUAGCCUUUUAUAAUGUUUGGUGCAUUAAUUAUGAUAUUUUGUUUUUCUUCACUACAGUAUUUGUCAGUGACUGUAGAUGAUAAUAUUGUGACUUACAGAUGAUGUUACUUUGAUUUACAGAUGAAAUUACUUUAACUUAUAAAUGAAGUUACUUUGAACAACAGAUGAUGUUACUUUGACUGAUGCUUUCAUAUUAUUAUCUCUGUCAUUCAUACAAGCUCUCCCCUGCUAUGAUGUAGGUGGCCUAACAGGUGCUGGUUCCUCUGAUACUUAGCAGACACCAGCUAGUGGGUUCUCUUAAGAGUUAUAGUAUAAAACCAUAGAUUUUUUUAUUAAUACCUGUGUACCCAGAGCUGGGUGCCUGUGUAUAUACAGUACAUGUGUAACAUAUAUUUGUUUUUUGCUAAAUAAAACAGGUGAGAGGACUUAAGAAACUAAGAGAACAAAUUCUCAGGUUGGGAAGACCACAUUAUCCUAUUAGUGGAAGACCAGUUGGCUCUUAUGUUGUGUGUGUUCUGUAUAUCUUAGUUUAUUUUUUUUAUUAAUUUCAAAACAAGUUGCCUUAUUACAUAAGGCACUUUACAGUGACUCACUUUACCACAAGUGAAUUAUAUUCAGCAUUUUGUAUUUGUUGUGUAUCUUUGUAAGUAAUAUCAUUUUAAGUUCACUAUUACUAUAGUCUAAAUGUUAGAUUUUGCAACUUUAAAAGACCAUUGAAUUAAGUAGUGAGUAUUGUUAAGAUACAUGUAUGUAUUUCUGUAUAGUGCAGUAGUGUACAUUACUGUAUUUAUUUCUAAUGCUGCAUAACAAAACUGGGUUUUUAACUUCAGAUAUAUUAAUUUAAUUGCAAAUAUUAAUCAGUGGAUACAUUUAAAUCAAAAUUAAAUACUACUAAUAAAGGAUAUUAUGGAUACCUGGACAAAACUUCCCUCACCACAAAUUAUAUUAAAGCGAAUUUGCUUUUAACUCUUAACAUAAACUCAUCUGAAUUUUCAAAGUUUCAUCAUGUUGCUGGAAUUAAGGAGGACUUAUUUUGUUCUCAAUAUCUUAUUUUCUAUUUAGCUUAUCUUCUUGUUCAUGUUGUAUAUGAGUACUACUAAAGUGCAAUGUUAGUACAGUAUUUCAGUUUAACUAUUAUAAGGUUGCCCAGUAACUUUUCUUGUAAACUGGGCUAGGAUGAGCACACCCCGGUGAUAAGGUCAUGCGAGUCCCUUAAGUCAGGUGUGAAUGAUGACAAUGUUUAGGUAAGUCAGCAAUGAUGUGACAGAACACUAUGCACCAGAAACACCAAGUGCAAUAUUUUGUGACAUUAUAGUCACUUUAGAGUAUACUGUAUGUGUUAGAUACUUUACUGUAUUGUCUCAUUCCUCUUGUACUUUAAUGGCGGGGUAAACAUGACUAAAGAAAGCUAUACCUCUUAAUUAUGACCAUCAGUACUUCUGCAUUGAAAGUAUUUUUGUGUUUUUAUAUUAUACAGUACAGUAUGGUGUGAUGAAUGACCUUUAUAAAUUUAUAAUGAUAAUGGAAAUUAGAAUAAUCCUAAGAGUUAUGUUCAGAAGUGCUGUUGGUCUGAGGCAGGUGUAUGUUGCUUUUCCUUAGGUUUAAACAAAAUGCAUGUAAAUUACCAUUAUUUGUUUGUCAAUCUCCUUGGACUGUAUACCUAGUUAUGGUUAGUUUGGUGGUGGGUGGCCAGCAGGGAGCACCCCAAUAAGUUUAUAUUAUCUGCUUUAUAAUGAAGUUCUCUUUCUGUAGUUUAUUAUUUGUUGCUGUUAUUAUAUGUACCUAGUGUUUUGUCCAUUAUAAAUGAGCUGUUGCAUGAACUGUUAGGCAAAGUGAAAAGUUUGGAAAUAUUUCAAGUUCAUUAUUAACUCAACUAAAAUUAAAUGUUAGAUUUUGUUAAAUAAACAUUUGCUGCCA